AUGAUAAGAAUAGGUUUACCUUAUGGUUAACCUUAUGGUUACUUUAUAGGAUCUUAUGAUCCUGUAGUGCCUACGAUAAUAGAUAUCAACAUUUUAAUUUGUUAUUUUGUUCAGUUUCAGGAAAUCACCGAGGUGGUGAGGAUGCGGCUCCUGUUAUGUCUCCUCGCAGUUGCCUGCGCACGGGCAAGGGAGCAUGAUGGCAGGGCCAAAAAGCAACCAUUUGUUGUGGAUGCCGUCGGUAAUACGUUACCACCACCGUCAAACGUUCCAGCAACAGUUGGAAGCCCAGUAAAUUUGCUAACUCCAGAUCGAUAUGAAUUUUAUACGUUCGAUGAAUCUGGAGAGUUAGUGAAAAGGCUGAUGACCCUUGAAGAGAUACAAGCAAUAGUGGCGGCAGGAGAAGAAGCAGAGGGUUUGGUUACUUUUGCCAAUGAUAAUCAACCAACAGCAGCAUUUAACUUCAGCCAACCUUCAUAUAAUAAAGUUCACAGUGUAGUCACUAACGUCCAAAAUGUCCUAAAAGCACAGAUGGAGGCACACAAAAAUAAUCCUAUACCUCAACCUACAUUAGAUACCCCUGAUGUCUCUGAUUCAUGGAGUUUAAUUUUACCAUCUAUAUUUGGUAACACCGGUCUUGAUAUUGUCCCUGAUAAAAUACCCAGUAUUGUCACCCCUCCGGAAACAGAUACAUUAGAAUUUAACGACUCCAGUCUAGAUAUUGAUUCCAUGAGUAAAGAAGGUGUUGCUGAUGUGCUGAGUAACUCAACAACAGCAAACUCUGAUGACAGUCUUAACCCUGUAACUUCUUCUACUGAAGAGAUCAAUACUAGUUCAGCUACAACAACAAAACUUAGUCCUACGAUUACUAAAGCAACUGUAACCACUACCACUACCACCACUACACCCUCAACGACGACGUCAACAAUACGAUCAACGUCGACUACGUCUAUCAAAACUACUACAACUCGAAAGCCUGUCAAAAAAGCUACUACGACGUCAAAACCACUCACAGUUAAAGCUUCAACUAAGCCCGUAACAAAGUUAACUACGGUUUUGCCUACAACGAAAGUCACUAAGCCACAUUCCACAACUAUAUCUAGCAAAGAUGUAUCUACAUCAACAACGUUACCAUUGAUAUCACCGGCUACAAAUAAAAUACGGGCAACAACAACGCGACCAAAAAUAACAAGUACGGUGGUAACUAACUCAGAUACAAAAUUAACCACACCGAAAACAGUUACAUCAACUAAAAAAAUUGAGAAGCAUACAUCUAAUAUAACGACACUUAAACCUCUUACUACGCUGAAAGAACAGACUGUACUUGAAACAACACAAAAGACGGUUGAAUCUAAUAUUAACAGAAUUGAAAUUUUAAAUGACAAUGCUGUAUCGGACAAAAAUACAGUAACUUAUGAAAAAAUAAAUACACUGAUUCCUAUUUCUACUGCUUUACCGGUUACAGAGAAAACAACACAAAAAGCUGAAUCUAAUAAACCAUUUGAAACAUACAUAAGCACAACAACGUUAACUGUUGAUACUACGCAAGAAAAAAAACACAUAACAUCUCAACCAACUCCGCCUGCGGUAACCACAUAUAAACCAACGACAGUAAAAUUCAACUAUGCCCCGUCAACAAUAUCGAAUCAAGAAUCUGAAAAAUCGAAUACCACUACUAUAACUACGCAAUCAGUAUCGCCCUCCACCACAGUAUCAUCAACUGAAUUUGUUACAGCAGAAAAUAUACAAAGCAGUGAAUUUUCAGGUACAAAACCCACCCAAGAAAAUGACGGUAGUGAAAACAACCAAUCAGACGUACCGUUGUUUGAUGUUGCACAGAGUAUAAGCCAAAUAGCAUCCGAUCUUGGUAGUAACUAUAUGCCUGUCCCUACUGUUAGUAAUUUAGUGGAUACGACAAAAGUCAAUCACAUAGAUUUGGAGAGCAAAGAAAAUUUUGAAAUAGAUAUUCUCUCAGAAAAUGAUACUGAUACUAAAAAUAGAAAUAUUACAGAAAACAAUAAUGACAACUUUGUCAAAAUAUCAAUGUUGGACCCUCACACUCAAGAUAAUGAUAACACUCCUACUGAAAAAGCAAUAUUUGACAAAACCUCAAGUUUAACACUGAUUGAUAUUACUGAAAAAAAUCCAAUGACUCCAGUAGAAAGUACUACCAUGGAUAAAAUUUUGUCUGAAUCAAUGGGAGAUCUUUUGUCUCAAGUAGUUAAUCAAGGACCGCAAUCUGUUAAAGAAUCAGAAAUGAAAUGGGAAAGUGAGAACAAAGCGACAACCACCGAAAAUAAUAUACAGAACUCCCUUAGUGAAAACUAUUCAGAGAUAACUACUAUGACUUCUGUGACUUUGGCGACAACUACUGGAAUUGAAAAAUCAGAAAACGAUAUUCCUGAUUUGGAAUUAAAUACUAAAAAUACAACAACAACGAUGUUUCAAAUAAAAGAAAUGCCAAUCACAGAAGGCACAAAUAUUUACUCUACAGAAAAAUCUGAAAUUGAAGAAAACACCAAUACUUAUGUAAAAAUUUCAAUUGCUAACAAUAAAAACGCAUCAGUUUCAGAUUCAAAAUUAGAAAAAGAGGUAUUUGUAAAUAAAAUAAUAGAGAAUAAUGACGUAAAGCAAACUGAAUCUACUAUAAAAGACAUUAUUGGGACCACCACAUCUAGUACUAUGAAAACUAUAUCAUUGAAUGAUGAAUUUAAUACAGCAAACAAUACUUUUCAAGAGAAAUUACAUAUUAACGAGACCAAAGAUUACAAAAAUGAAUCAUCAAUUGAAGGUUUUGUGAGUAACAAAAUUCACAAAGGACCUGAAACCAUGCACAAAAUAGAGGACUUCAAGAAAAAAAUUCAAAAAGUAAACAUUGAUGACAAAGAAUUAGUAAAUGAGCGCAAUAAUUCCUGGAAGUUGAUAUCUACAGUAUCUCCACCUAAGUCCAUUGAUGAGAUUUCAAAAAGUAAAAUAAAUAAUAACCGUAAACACCCCGUCGACAACAACGCGAAUAAAGAUAUAAUAUUGGAAUUUUCAAAAGAGAAUCAAGGAUUAGAAGUCACUACUAAGGAUUUGGAAGACGAUAUUGCUAAAUUCACUGAAUUAUGUAAUGAACUUGCUUUUAGAUAUUGGAAUACUUUAAUUGAGAAUAUUGAUAAAAGAAGGAGUUUUGUAUUAUCACCUUACUCCAUCACGUCAAUGUUGGCUAUGAUGUUUAUGGGUGCUAGAGGUGCCACUUCUGGGGAGAUGAACGAUAUUUUAAAAUUAGAUGAUAUGGUAACAUUUAAUCCUCACUUUACGUUAAAAAAUAUAUCCGAUUCUAUUGAAACUACCCCAGAAUCUGGAGUUAUUGUUUCUGCUUUUAUAAGAGAACUUUAUAGCGACCGAACAAAAGGCAAAAUUUUAACUUUUUAUAAGGAGAGGGCACAGCAGUUUUAUAGUGGACACGUGGAAGAGAUCAAUUUCAAGUUAAUUAGUGAUAUUAUUAGAAGACGGACUAACAUGUUGGCAAAAAGAUUCACUUGGGGUAGAAUACCAGAAUACAUGAAAGCUAAUACCAUUACCAUGCAACCACCUCUGGCAGCAUUUUCUGCCAACAUUUUCCAGACUGACUGUACAGGAUCAUCAGUAGAAGGCAGAGAUGGAGAAAUGUACUUUGUGGUUUCUCCAACGGUUCGUCAAAGGCGACUUGUUCCUGUUCCUGCCGUAGUUUAUAGAGGAGGCUUUUUGGCAGGUUAUGAUCCAGCAUUAGAUGCUACUGCUGCUGCUUUAGGAAAUACGAACUCGAUUAUAAGUACCCUAUUUGUCAUGCCCGGUCAACAAGGAAAUGUGGUACAUGGAGAAGAUUUAGAAGCACUUGAACGACGUUUGCUGGAAGCAAAUCCAACGACACCAGCAUGGAAUCGCCUUUUGCGUACUUUACUGCCUAGAAUAGGCCUCGAGCUUCAGAUACCUAGAUUUUCUCACAAGUCCAUUUUUAAUAUUUCUUCUACUUUAAAGAAUAUGGGAUUGAAAGAUUUAUUUGAUGCGGACCAAGCUGAUUUAGGAGGCUUAAACGGUCCGUCCAAAGACCUAUAUUUAUCGGAUAUGAUUCAAUCUACGACAUUUGUAACUUGUGGAGAAGGUGUCGUUAGUGAACAACAUCACUUAGAAGAAUAUCCAGAAUCGGUAGUAAACGUUGCCAGGCGGCGAUCUUCGAGAUGGGCUUCGGAUUGGGACGAACCCAGAGAUUAUCAACGAGCAUUCCAUGAUCCUCACGACGUGGGAGAAGCUAUGCAUUUACCGCUACAUCUCCGUCCAAGACAGGCGCGUCUUCCAUCGAGGAAUGCUCAACCAGCUAGAUUAAAAUUUGACAGACCUUUCUUAUACUUUGUUAGACAUAAUCCUACCGGUAUGAUCUUGUAUGUCGGUCGGUACAACCCACGGCUCCUACCUUGA
Messenger RNA from Chilo suppressalis (striped riceborer), 4437 nucleotides. Lineage: Eukaryota; Metazoa; Arthropoda; Insecta; Lepidoptera; Crambidae. The record is from the annotation of a GenBank genome assembly.